AUGCCCGCAAAGAAGUUGGCAUACUCCGAAGAUGCCCGCAAGUUGCUGCGAAGCGGCAUCGACACCCUGGCCGACUCGGUUAAGAUUACCCUGGGCCCACGCGGCCGCAACGUCGUGCUGGACAAGAAAUUCGGCCCGCCGCAGGUCUGCUCCGACGGCGUGACCAUCGCCAAGGAAAUUGAGCUUCCCGACGCCUUUGAGAAUAUGGGCGCGCAGUUGCUCAAGGAAGCCGCCACCAAGACCAACGACGCUGCCGGGGACGGGACCACGACCAGCAUCGUGCUGUCGCAGGCGAUCAUCCACGAAGGCUUCAAGAACGUCACCGCUGGCGCGAACCCCAUGGCCAUAAAGCGCGGCAUCGAGCGCGCGGUCGGCCAGGUCGUGAUCGAGUUGCAGUCGAUGUCCCAGCCCGUGGAGACCCGCGAGCGCAUCGGGCAGGUUGCUUCCCUGUCCGCCCACGAAGACGCGAUCGGCGAGACCAUCGCCGAAGCGAUGGAGAAGGUCGGCAAGGACGGCGUCAUCACCGUGGAAGAGUCCCGCGGCCUGACCGACGAGAUCGAGUACGUGGAAGGCAUGCAGGUCGACCGCGGCUACAUCUCUCCUUAUUUCAUCACCAACAGCGAUCGCAUGGAAUCGGCCGUCGACGAUCCUUACGUCAUCAUCACCGACAAGAAGAUCUCGGCCGUUGCUGACCUGGUCCCCGCCCUUUGA
Geodia barretti is the source of this 711-nucleotide messenger RNA. NCBI's taxonomy places the organism in Eukaryota, Metazoa, Porifera, Demospongiae, Tetractinellida, Geodiidae. The record is from the annotation of a GenBank genome assembly.